Messenger RNA from Linum trigynum, 2004 nucleotides. The record is from the annotation of a GenBank genome assembly. Lineage: Eukaryota; Viridiplantae; Streptophyta; Magnoliopsida; Malpighiales; Linaceae.
AUGGAUGCUACUCUGCUCUGCAAUCUCAAAGGAGGUACCAGAGAGGUGACUCUGAGGCUUCGUCUGCUCCAUAUGUGGUUUGCCAAGAAUCCUUCUGGGACAAGGGUGUUUAAUCACUGUUGCCUCUGGGUGGAUCAGACGGUAUGCUCAUUCAGAGCCUGGCUGAUGUCUCUAUUGGGUCUGAAUUUGAGCGUGUGCUACGCGUGGGAGUUAUCUACGUUCUUAGCUGAAUUUCCAACUGAUUCCUUUGAGGUUGUUCCUUAUAGUGAGCUGUCUAACCGUUCAGGGGACAAUCGUAUCCUUGCAGAUGUUGUCGGCCGUCUUCAUUCUAUUAGCGGGAUUGAUCAUCAGGUUACUAAUCACGGCUCGACUCCAAAACAAGUUCUGGUCCUUGAGAAUGCACAGGGCCAGAGAGUGUCAAUCACACUUUGGAAUGAACUGACGGCAGUCCUUGAUCGACCUGCUUUGAUUCAGGCGGACUCCAUUGAGCCAGUGAUCGUUGGAGUUGGGGGGCUCAUGGUUGGUCGUUUGAUAGCCGGUGAAUAUUCCUGUUCGAGCUCCUCUGGAACCCGAAUAGUUGUUAGCCCAAGGAUACCAGAAGCUUACAGCCUCGCUGCUUUUUUUGGUGGAUCCAGAGUUCCUGUUGCUGAUUUACCGGUCAAGUUUGCAACCCCAGGGGACGCUGUUGCUGAUGCUGAGCGGAGAACCAGGACCAUAGCUGAGCUUCUUUAUUUGCACCAUAGCGGUGCUUCUGUCGAUGAAAAGCAUCGUUGCGGUGGUAUAAUCCGAUCGGUUGAGUCCCGGAGCCCGUGGUAUUACAUGUCAUGCAACAUGUGCAGAAAAAAGUGUUUUGCGUGGCGAAAUGGUAACUACUGGUGUCCUGACCAUUGGGAGAUCACUGAGCAGCAAGUGACAAUUGGCUACAAGAUCCAAUUGACCCUGCGUGAUGCCACUGACGAGACCCCUUUCAUUUUUUUCGGCCCGUGUGGGAACAAUUUGGUGCUCACAUCUGCCCAACUGCUUGCCCAGAGAUAUCCUCACAGGUAUGGCCAGUUGCCGCCUGAACUUGAGGCUUUGCUCGGCCAGUUUGUCAGGUUUGAGGUCAAGCUUCCAAUGGUUGGGUCAAGUGGAGUAUCUACGGGUGAAUUCCGUGUUUUUCGAGUUAUGCCCCGUGAUGUUCAGGGCCCAGUGCUUGGUCUUACAGGAGUUCCAGAUGUCACAGGCAGUGUUUCUUCGUCCCAAACCCUAAGUCAGUCCUAUUCUGGUCAGGAAGGAAUGUUGAUGUUGCCUGCUCCAGGUGUACCUUUCGCAGCUUCAGCUUCUGCUGUCAUACCAUCUAGCUCAUCCAAAGGAAAGGAAAAGGUUGUUGACUCAGUGUCGCCUGGAGGCACGAAUCCAACAUUCCAUGUUGGCCAGGUUGCAGGGUUGCCUCUUAGUUCAUCUCAAGUGCCUUUGGUCAUCAAGGAGAAUGCUGUUGUGUCCGACGUGAUUUCGCCAAAUUUACUGCCUCCUGUUUCAUCUAUUGCACCUUUGCUUUCUGUUGCUGAUGUGAAAGGAAAAGGACCAGGUCCAGGGGCGACUGUUGUGGCAGCUCCUUUUACCAUUGCAGAUCCUUUGAAGGUCUCUAAUAUCCAAUCAGUUGGUGUUGUGAAAGGUGCAGUGGGGACUCCUGGAACUCGGAGUGAUGGUAUGGAUGUGAUGAGUUCUACUAGCCAGGGAGUACAUGGAUUGUCAUCCAUUGCUGGGCUGAGUUCUGAAACUCCUCAGAGUAAAAUCAGCAAGUCAUCUUCGGCGGUUUCGCCUUUGUCUUCAAGGAGUUUCUUGAUAUCACCUCUGGCUAAGGUGAAGAUUGAGAAGCUGGAAUCUUCUGGAACUGGAUCUCCUAAUGUGAGGCAGGAUGAUGAGCAAGCAGAGAGUUCGUCCCCUUUUUCGCUUGCUGACCAAGCUUCACACCAGGCACCUGGGAAGCCUUCUGCUGCUAAGCGUCGCCUGUAUGAAUCUUAG